UAAUGACGUCGUAAGUGCGCGAGUCAAACGUAAUUGUUACCACAGCGGCCUGUGUGUGUUUUCACUCGAUCGCUGCAAUUUUUCUCUUUGGUGGAGGAUUUGUCUCUACAGUCCAUCACCAUCAUGAAACUAGUCAGGUUUUUGAUGAAGCUCAGCCAUGAGACUGUUACCAUCGAGCUGAAGAACGGCACUCAGGUCCACGGCACCAUCACAGGUGUCGACGUGAGCAUGAACACCCACCUGAAGGCGGUGAAAAUGACCCUGAAAAACCGGGAACCCACUCAGCUGGAGUCGCUGAGUAUCCGUGGCAACAACAUCCGCUAUUUUAUCCUGCCGGACAGCCUCCCGUUGGACACCUUGUUGGUCGACAUCGAGCCAAAGAUCAAGUCCAAGAAGCGAGAAGCAGUGGCUGGACGGGGGCGAGGCAGAGGACGAGGACGUGGCAGAGGAAGAGGAAGAGGACGGGGUGGACCAAGGAGAUGAUCCAAAGGCCUUAAAGCUGCAUCUCACCAUCCACUGUUUGUACAGGAAUUUUUUUUUUUUUCCCUACAAUUUGCUCAAAGGAAACCAUUUGUGAAUUUCAGUGUGUUUUUCAUUAUUUUGUACAUUAAAAAUGUUCCUCAUUAAGAGGAUAAA
This is a messenger RNA of Neolamprologus brichardi, 636 nucleotides long. It is a transcript of the gene snrpd1, whose product is annotated as small nuclear ribonucleoprotein D1 polypeptide. Gene Ontology annotation, biological process: spliceosomal snRNP assembly; RNA processing. The record is from RefSeq and is a predicted model, not a curated record. Gene Ontology annotation, molecular function: RNA binding. Lineage: Eukaryota; Metazoa; Chordata; Actinopteri; Cichliformes; Cichlidae.